AUGGCUGCACGAUCCCAGGAGGAUGAUGUGGCAACGGCAUCUCUGCUACUCAACUCCGCAGGAAUUGCAAAGCAUUUGUUCCCGAAAACGUAUCACGUAAAGCUGAGCAAAGGCUUCAUCGCGUACCUGAUUUUCCUGACAGUUUUCAUUUUUGCAUACACACUCGUCAUCUACUAUGCGCCGCAGCGACAUUCGGAGCAAAUAGGUGUUGCAUUUGAGCACUUGCUCAUCUUCGAUGUCGCUUACUGUGGUGCCAUCCUCUUCCUCAUUCUGAUGCAAGUUCCUCGUAGAGUGGUCAGGGAAAAUGAGAGUCUUCUGAUCGUCUUUUGCUGCAGGACCAGGGUUGUGCGCAUUGAGUCCUUGGUGGAAAUACGCUUGGAUGUCAGAUGCUGCCGCAUGCAUGUUUUCGCUCAUUUCAUCAAGGAGUUCGUGCUGGACAACUGGCAAUAUCAUUCGUUGGCCGACUUGAUGCGCCAGCUCUACGAGACGAAUCUGCAGGCUGUCAGUGCAGCAAUGCGUUCAGAGACCGCCAGAGCCAUGGCAGGUGCAAGCUCUUUCUGGCAAGCUGCCUUCGAGAAGGUCUUGACAGGCGCUGCUAGCCACAGUUUUUCGUGA
Symbiodinium pilosum is the source of this 615-nucleotide messenger RNA. The record is from the annotation of a GenBank genome assembly. Lineage: Eukaryota; Dinophyceae; Suessiales; Symbiodiniaceae.